Molecule: messenger RNA, 1572 nt
Organism: Helianthus annuus (common sunflower)
Lineage: Eukaryota; Viridiplantae; Streptophyta; Magnoliopsida; Asterales; Asteraceae
Product: calphotin-like
Exons: 1
Coding region: 1-1572 (523 amino acids)
Source: RefSeq, a predicted model, not a curated record
AUGUCAUCAUCCUCCGAGAGUGGAGUGUCAGACACCAUAGACCCGAUAGCCAUCGUUUCAGAAGACGAGAUCUUUCCAGAGGACGAGGUUUUCACUUCAGAUACUAUGAGUAGCGACGACGAUGACUUUCAGCCCUUCGCCUUACCGGAUUUCGGUGAUGAUUUACCUUUAGCUGAUGGUUUUCUUGACGGGGAUCUACCCCUUGCUCAGAUCCCUGCACCUAUUCCUCUUGUUGCUUUUCCUGUUGAGGAGCUGCCUCUCGACGAUAUGUUGGACGAUGACGUUGAUCUCUUCAUCGAGGGUCCCCCUGAGGAUGACCAGGAUGGUGGGGCUCCGAUUGAUGAUGAUGUUGCUAUUCCUCUUGAUGAGAUUCCUGUUGUCGAUGCCAUUGUUUUUCUACCUGUUGAGGUUCCUGUUGUGGAGGUUUUAUCUGACCAGUCUGGUCCCGAUUCGUUUGAGUCUGUGUCAUCUUCUACUCUUCAUGAACUGGGAUUACAGCGAUAUCCCUCAGACACUAAUUCUGACACUGCUACGUCCGCAGUGCCUGUUCCGCCACAGGAUUUUGAGUUCGACGAUGAGUUUGACCCUGAUUUUCCACACGACCUUGAUCCAGACCAUGAGGUUGAGUUUAUCCCUGAGGAGCAGCCUGUUGAGGCACCUGUUUUUCCUGAUGAUCAGCACCUUGAUGUACCCGCUGAUUAUGAGCUUGCUCCCGCCGACCCAGAGCCUGAGAGAGCACCAGAGCCCAUUUUUGCUCACGACCCUUUAUCUGUGCACGACCCUAUCCCUGUUGAUGUACCAGUUGUUGCACCACCAGUUGUUGAUGUUCCAGUUGUUGCACUGCCUCUGCCUGACCCGAUACCUGUGCUUAUUGAUCGCGCCCCUUUUGCUACACACGUUGACCCUAGAUAUGCUCACACCCGCAAUGGGUGGAUUGAGGAUGACGAUGACUAUCCUCCUUUUGUCAGACCAGUUACUCCCCCUUCUGCACAUGUUCAGGCACCCAUUGAUGUCACACAGUUUCACCCACACUUGUCGGAUGUUCACCGCACAGAUUUACCAGUCACGUUUCUUCAGGAUAUCCCUCCUCCCCGUCCCGGGGAGGGUCCAUCGAGUCAGCCUUCUGGUCGUGUACCUUUUGUGUCUGGAGCCGAUCAGUUCAUGCCACAGUUUCCACACACGGCUUCUUCUUCUGCACCCACGGGCGAGCCAUUUAUGUGGUUUUCUCCCAACGUCAUGCCUUUAUCUGAUCCUUACCAUCCCUUCCACAUUGGAUAUUUGAGGGAUGACCUGCUUUUAUCCCUGCAGCUCGAGCAGGAUAUGUUGAGUCGUAGAGUCGCUGAGCUCGAGAGGAUCCCGCAUCCUCCACCUGGUGCUGGUCCGUCACAGUUUGUUGCUCCCCCUGCUCCACUGUUUCCUUACCCGGAUUUUGACAUCCGUUUUCUGACUAUGGAGCAGCAGAUUGGUUGUUUGUUGCAGCUUUUUCAUGCGCUCGAGGAUGAGCUAGCGCAUAUGCACCGUUUGCUUUUCAUUCCUCCACCUCCUCAUCCUCCCCCUCCCCCAUCAGCUUAG